Messenger RNA from Camelina sativa (false flax), 1100 nucleotides. RefSeq names its product putative F-box/LRR-repeat protein At1g56400. Gene Ontology annotation, molecular function: protein binding. NCBI's taxonomy places the organism in Eukaryota, Viridiplantae, Streptophyta, Magnoliopsida, Brassicales, Brassicaceae. The record is from RefSeq and is a predicted model, not a curated record.
AGAUAUCACCAUUCUUUCAUAAUGGUUUCAACAAACACCUCAGACUUCUUAUCGAAUCUUCAUGAUUCUCUUUUGGUUAUGAUAAUCUCGUUGUUACCAUUCAAAGAAUCGGUACGAACGAGUGUUCUUUCAAAGAGAUGGAGACAUCUUUGUCGUGAGACAACAAGUCUUGUCUUCAAAGAGUCCGAAUUUGCAGAACCCACUCGUCAUGAUAGCGCUUUCUUGGUUGGUGUUAUGCUUGACUGGGUCUCAAAGUUUACUGGCAAAGUGAUCGAAAACUUUGAGAUUCAUCUCUCCCAGCCCAGAGGUUUCGAGGGAGACAUAAUGUGCCUCACCGAAUUCGCCACCUCCCGACAAGUCAAGAGCUUUGUUCUUGAUUUCUCAGAUCAUAACCAUGGAAGCUUAGUAAACUCAUUUGUAAUGGAUUGUAUGCUUAGAUGCCAGUAUCGUCAAAGAAAGGAACUAGAUGCUUCUCAUCUGUUUUUCAAUCUUUUAUAUGUUAGAUCUUUAACCGUUUGCUCUUUCUUCCUUCAGGUGAUCCAAGAUUGUGACGAUCCUAUGGCUUUGCAUGAUCCGAUGAAAACUCGACAUUUGGUGCUGAGAACAAAUGUGCAACCAAAAGACUUACGGGGAAUUAAUAUAUUUCUCAAUAGCUGUCCGGAACUGGAAUCUCUCACUUUUGAUUUGGUUACUACCAGUCGUUUCGUGAUAGUUCGGUCGCCAUGGGUGAUAGAUCCGUUGGCGCAUUGGCUAACUAGCGAAGCUUACGAGUGUUUGGAAAAAACGCUCAAGGUUGUGAAGGUUAAGAACUUUCGUGGAAGCUCGAACGAGUUACAUUUGCUUCAAUACCUGCUUCGUACUGGGCGUGUGCUGGAACGAGUUGAGCUUUACGAGGCAAAGGGAUUGGACCAUGAGGAGAAGACGUGGAUAAUUGCUGGAGUCGACGAGUUUCAGAAGAAUCUCAAGAAAGCUUCCAGUCCUUUAAAAAUUACUCUGUACAAUGCUUGAUUGUUGCAUUUUUCUUGAUUUUCUCGUGAAUAAGUGUAUUUAUUACUCAUUAUUGAGUGAUCUUUUCUGACUUUGUUUUAUUUCAUUCUAAU